AAAUAAAUAGAUUAAAUUAAUCUCUAAUUAAGGUGAGGGAACAGAGAGGCAUAACCUAAUAUCAGAAACGAAUGCCGGCCAAAAAAAAAAGGAAAGGAGAAAAAGAAUAAAAAAAUCGUUUGGGCGGUUGGAUCUUGAUGGGAGCCCAACCAAAGUCUAGCUCAUUCUCCCCCAAAAGGAAAAUACCAAAACCCUAGCUGCAUAAAACAUUUAUCGGAGGGGAUGGUACAAAAAAAGGAGGCGGGCAGCCAAGAGGAGAAAUCCCUGGAGUCUUCUUUUCUCCAACCGUCAACCUCUCUCCGGUCCCCCGAGUUGGAUCUCACCACCAUUGUUGCCGAUCAUCUCUGAUCUCAUCGUCAUCUUCACCGAUCACCACCAAACAGCCACUCUCUCUACUCAAAACCACAAAACACCUCUUGUAUAUCUUCUCUGUAACAGCCGCACAAAAGGGACAAAACUCUCAGAAAUUUCCAGCUUGAGCUCUCGGUGAUUUAUGCAGAAACAGCAACGGUAGAGAGAAGAAGAUUCGGAGCAGAAGGGCAGAAGAGAGAAGGCGCUUGGGGUGAUUUCCGGUCUCCUUUCGGUGUUUCUCUGGUGGCUGUUCCUACCCUGCGGCUUACUGAUUUUGUCUGAUUUCUCUCGCUUAGGUAUAGAUCUUUACAGAGGAGCUUGAGAAUUGUUUUUUUUUUUUUUUUUUGACUAUCCCGUGGGUGGGGUACCCUGGAUCCGAAGCAAAAAUCUACCUCUCAAUCUUCGCCCCUUUCUUGAUAUAUGCAUUUGUGUUGAUUGUGAAUCCAGAUCUUUAGAAAUGUAAAACUGGUUGAUGAAAUGAUACAUGUUUGUGUUCAGAUUUUAUCCUUAUUUUUAGUUCAGUAGGUCAGGUAAUGCCUAUUUCUCAACCUAAAUUGCCAGAUUACUUCUGCCAAUGCUAAGCAACACCACGAAGUUUUCAAUCCAUUUUUAUCAAGCAACAUCUGCGCAUAAAAAGAGGAUCUAGUA
This is a messenger RNA of Rubroshorea leprosula, 999 nucleotides long. Lineage: Eukaryota; Viridiplantae; Streptophyta; Magnoliopsida; Malvales; Dipterocarpaceae. The record is from the annotation of a GenBank genome assembly.